AUGUCUAGCACUCGUCUUUCCCCACCCCAAGAUGGUUCGGUGACCUUGCCUGAGGCCGUCGACUAUCACAGAAAACAACACCCCACUAGGCCUAUGUUCGUUUUCCAGGCCGAUGGUCGUCCCGACAUUACCGAAGUCUCUUACCUCGAGUUUGCCCGAGCUACCGACCGUGUCGCGCAUUAUCUGAGGCCAGGACGAAAGGGUCCAGAGGGUCAAGUCGUUGGUCUCGUUGCCCUCUCCGAUACUCUGCUAUAUCACGCUGUUACAAUCGGAAUCAUGAGGGCGGGCAUGAUUCCGUACCCUAUGUCGCCGCGUAACACAGCGGUAGCAACCAUCAAGUUGGUGAAAGAGACUUCAUGCCAUCGGCUGGUUGCGACUCGGGCGACCUUGCGCCCUCUCAUGGAAGACCUUGAGAAGGAGCUGGCCGCUGAUCCUUUAUACGCUCUUUCCAUCGAGGAGGUUCCUCCUCUUUUCGACAUAUUCCCAAAACUCGGUCAGGAGAAAGAAGAGGACCCCUUUACACCAUACCCAACUGCACAACGCCCCUCUCUCAAGGAAAUCGCGAUGUACCUACACUCAUCAGGAAGCACCGGACUCCCGAAGACUAUCGCACAAACGUUCAGAGCUAUAGUUCACUGGGCAUCUUUCCCCCUGAUAUCUGAUGUCCGCGACUACAAGGUCCAACUUCGGCAGGCGGGAAUGGCGCUGCCCCCUUUCCAUGCCAUGUGUAUCAUCACGCACUUGCUUUGCUCCUUGUACGGAAUGACGCCGAUUGGUCUCUUCCCCCCUACGGCUACAACGCCGAAGUCGCAACCCGUUCAUCCUUCCCCCCACAACAUUCUUGAACACGCCGCACGAACGAAAUGCAAUGCCCUCGUCACCGUCCCUACCUUCCUCCAUUUUUGGGCCAACGAGAAGAAAGCGGUCGACUUUCUAGCGAGCUUGGAAUUCGUUGAAUACGGUGGUGGGGCACUACCCUCCAAACUAGGCAACUUCAUGACCGAAUCGGGAGUGCACAUCACACCUAUUUAUGGUGCGACUGAGUUUGGCGCUCCUAUCCACCUCUUCUGUCCGAAAGGCUAUGAAUCUGGGUGGGAGUACAUCAAAUUUUCUGAGGACAUCAAUAUCCGUUGGGUUCCUCAAGGAGACGGGACGUUUGAGAGUCAGUUCUUGACUUGUGACAAUCAUGAGAUCUCUGUCGAAAAUCUCCCAGACGUUAGGGGAUAUUCCAGCUCCGAUCUCUGGACGCCUCAUCCUACAAGACCUGGCUUCUGGAAGAUUGUUGGAAGGCAAGAUGACGUUAUCGUCCACACCUCUGGGGAGAAAACCGUACCUGCCCCAAUGGAAGACAUCCUUAUGAGUAGCCCCUAUCUCAUGGGCGUCGUCAUGUUCGGCCGCGACCACGAUCAACCUGGUCUUCUCGUCGAGCUGAAAGGAAUCUAUGCAAUCGAUGUUGAGAAUGACGCGGAAGUGAUCCAAGCACGGGAUAUGCUUUGGCCGAUCGUCGAGGAAGCGAACAAGGUUGCGCCGGCGUUCAGUCGGAUAUUCAAGGAGAUGAUCCUGUUCACGUCUUCUGACAAGCCACUACCGCGUGCGGGGAAGGGUACAGUCCUGCGCAAGGCAGCGCUGAAGGUGUACGAGGUCGAGAUCGAGGAGAUUUACGCUAAGGUCGAAGCCACUGCGAAGGUGGAAAGCGUCGUUCCUCCAGCUUCGUGGACGAAAUCUGACACCGAAGGAUGGCUUACCGCCCAAGUCGAGGAAAUUCUCCCUGGGCGCAAGUUCUCCGCCUCUGGUGAUCUCUUCGACCAAGGUAUGGAUAGCCUAGGUGCUACCAUCCUUCGACGGCGCAUCAUCGGCGCAAUGCAGUCCAACAGGGCUCUUCAAACGGCGGCUCAGCGCGUCUCGCAAACGACGGUCUAUGAUAACGCUUCCAUUGCCAAGCUUGCUGCGCUUUUGGAUGCCCUGGCAGCGGAUCUCGAGUCCGAGUCCGAGAGUCUCAGCCAGAACAGUCAGAAGGCCAUCGCCUCAACGAGCAGGUCCGAGGCCAUGGAGCGCAUGAUUGCGAAGUACUCGGAAGGGUUUACGCAGAUCACGCCCGUGGGGCAGCCUACUACGGCCGAGCCGAUUCAGGAGGCCGUGGUUCUCCUCACAGGGUCUGCGGGGAACUUAGGCUCGCAACUGCUGAAGAGUUUGCUACGAGACGAGAAGGUGAAGAGGGUGUACAGCGUUACGAGGCCGUCGAAGAGCCAAACAUCCAAGGAGAGGCAUGUCAAGCGAUUCAUGGACAAAGGUUUCGACGUUGGAUUGCUCGACUCCGAGAAGCUCGUCUUCUUGGAAGCUGAGGUCUCUGAGACGCAGUUAGGAGUACCACAAGAGAUGUAUGAAGAGCUACGCGAUUCCGUCAACGUCAUCAUACACAACGCGUGGAAGCUCGACUUCAACCUCUCACUGCAGUCGUUCGAACCCUAUGUCCAGGGAACCCGCAACCUCAUUGACCUUGCACGGUCAGGCCCCCAUGCGUCGUCACUGAAGUUCCUUUUCACAUCAUCCGUCUCUUCCGCGUCUUCUUGGGAUACCACGCGAGGCCCGUACCCUGAAGAAAUCAUGCUGGACGCACGAUACGCUGUCGGUCAUGGUUACGGAGAGGCUAAAUACGUUUGCGAGCGGGUCCUCGCAAACAGUGGUUUGCAGACAACGUCUUUCAGAAUUGGUCAAAUUUCUGGGGGAGGGUGGAAUGGAGCCUGGGCAACCAGUGACUGGGUACCUAUCUUGGUCAAGUCCAGUAUUCAUCUCGGUUCUCUCCCUUCAGCCAUUGGCUUCGCGUCUUGGUUACCUACGGACGCGGUUUCGCAAACAAUCCUCGACGCAGCGUCCUCCGAUACCCAGUCCGCUGCACUGAACGUCGUGCAUCCAAAACCCGUCACAUGGAAUGAUAUCGUCGGCGCUGUUAACGACGUUUUAGUCGAUGAGGGCGUCAUCCCCGAAAAGCUGCCCGUCGUCGACAUGAAAACAUGGUUCUGCCUCUUGGAGGCAAAGGCACAUCAGGCCGAUGCAAAAGAAAUCAUUUAUGACAUCCCCGCCAUCAAACUCCUCGAAUUCUUCCGGAGUGUGGCGCAGGCCGACGCGAGCCUUCGACAAGAAGGUGACCCUAAUGUCGAGAGCUGCGGGUUGACCCCUCUCUCGACUAUGAAGGCCCAGGAAGUCAGCCGCGCAAUGAGAGAGGUGUCACCGCUUGGCCGGGCAGAUGCUGAAUUGUGGGUCAAAUAUUGGAAGAACGCAGGCCUGUUUUUGUGA
This is a messenger RNA of Cyclocybe aegerita, 3294 nucleotides long. The record is from the annotation of a GenBank genome assembly. NCBI's taxonomy places the organism in Eukaryota, Fungi, Basidiomycota, Agaricomycetes, Agaricales, Hemipholiotaceae.